AUUCUAACUCAAGCACUUAAUGUUGAUUAAAGGGAGGAGCCAGUGCUGCCCCUGGGGAGCAGGGACACGAAGUAAGAGGCAGUGAAAGUCUGGGCUUCCAUCUCAGCCCUUCCAAGCACAGUGGAAGGAGGACUCUGACCAGUAGGUGAGAGCAGUGAAGCCCCUGAAGCCUGGGUUUGCUGGCAGCUCAGAUCUGGGUCUGUCAGGCACUGGAUGGAGCAAGGGCUGCAGGGUGCUCCAGGCUCCCCUCAGUGAAUGGGCUGACAGCCGCCAAGAAGAAGGUGUGGGGAAAGCAGUCGGCGUGGGGAUAGAGCAAGCGCACCAGGGAGUGAAUCUGCCUACCGGGUGACAGUCUCCUCAGGACCUGCUGCUCCCACAGUUCGGAUGAGCUACUGGCAAUUGGCAGUUGGGCGAGAAGCCUUCAGGAGUCAGAAAGGCAUCGGCGGCAAAGGCAGGAAGACAUAGAGCAUCCCUCUCCAUCCAUCAGGGAUUCCCAGCCAUGGAUAGCCAAGACAAUGAGACUCUGCUGCUCCCACCUUCCCCAGAGCUGGAUAACUACACCCAGGGGACCAACAUCAGCAGCUUCAGCCCAAACCCUGGCCUGAACUUCAGUCCCAGUAUCUUUGCUGACCCCAGCCUCAGCCCCAAUUUUAGCUCUAGCAUUAUCCCUGACCCCAGCCUCAGCCCCAAUUUUAGCUCUAGCAUUAUCCCUGACCCCAGCCUCAGCCCCAAUUUUAGCACUAGCAUUAUCCCCGACUCCAGCCUCAGCCCCAAUUUUAGCGCUAGCAUUAUCCCUGACCCUAGCCCCAGCCUCAUUCCUACCCCUAGUCUUAUCCCUACUUCCAGCCUUAGCCCCAGUCUCAGCUCCAGCCUGAAUCCUACCCCCUUCACCUGGGAGUCAAAGAUCAGCAAUAGCCCACAAAAUUCUGCUCACAUCCCACAGGGCUGGGGUCCCCAAGACAACCCAUUCUGGGACACCCCUUUGAACCACGGACUGAAUGUGUUUGUGGGAGUGGCACUGUGCAUUACCAUGUUGGGUUUGGGCUGCACUGUGGACGUGAAUCACAUAGGAGCUCACAUCCGCAGGCCCAUCGGGGUACUGCUGGCACUCAUCUGCCAGUUUGUCUUCAUGCCCCUGCUGGCCUUUCUCCUGGCCCUCAUCUUCUCUCUGAAUGAAGUAGAGGCUGUAGCAGUAUUAUUAUGCGGCUGUUGUCCAGGUGGAAACCUUUCCAAUCUUAUGUCUCUGCUGGUGAAUGGCGACAUGAACCUCAGUAUUAUCAUGACUAUCUCUUCCACCCUUCUGGCCUUACUGCUGAUGCCCUUGUGCCUAUGGAUCUAUAGCCGAGCCUGGAUCAAUACAACUCUGGUACAGUUAUUACCACUGGGAGCAGUGACCUUGACCCUCUGCAGCACCCUGAUUCCUAUUGGUAUAGGUGUUUUCAUUCGCUACAAAUAUACAAGAGUUGCUGACUAUGUCCUUAAGGUUUCCCUGUGGUCUCUGUUAGUGACUCUGGUGGUUCUUUUCAUUAUGACUGGCACUAUGUUAGGACCUGAACUGUUGGCAAGUAUCCCUGCAACUGUUUAUGUUGUAGCAAUUUUUAUGCCUUUGGCUGGAUAUGCAUCAGGAUAUGGUUUAGCUACCUUAUUCCAUCUUCCAUCCAACUGUAAGAGGACUGUCUCUCUGGAAACAGGUAGUCAGAAUGUACAACUCUGCACAGCUAUUCUAAAACUAACCUUUCCUCCACAGCCCAUAGGAAAUAUGUACAUGUUUCCCUUGCUUUAUGCCCUUUUCCAGUCUGCAGAAGCAGGGAUUUUUGUAUUAGUAUAUAAGAUGUAUGGAAGGGAAACUGUACAUAAGCAAGAUUCUUUGGAUGAAGAUGAUACAGAUAUUUCUUAUAAAAAACUGAAGGAAGAGGAAAUGGCAGAUACUUCUUAUGGCUCAGUUAAAGUAGAUGAACGUAAUGCAAUAAUGAUGGAACCCACACAGACCUCACUGUAGAGUAAAUUUAAUGUAUAGCAACUUAUAGAAGCUCCUACCCUUACCUCCUAUUAUGGUCUGUGGUAGGCUUAAGCAGUAUUAAAUGGCUCCAUUAUAGCAGGAUUCUUCUACAUAUAACCAUAAUAUCCUUUCCAUUGUAAGAUGACCAUGGCUUCACUAGUGUGGCCAUAAAUGUUUCCUCAAAUCUUAAAUUUUAACCUUUAGGGCUUAAUUCAUAUUCAGUGUCAUAGCCUGUAUAUCAGAUUGCCAACAUAGACUUGAAAUGAAGUAAAUAUCUGUUCAGAUUUUUGCUGUUGCCAGUUUAUUCUUUUUAAAUGGGGAAGCUAUUAGAAAUCAGGACCUCUCAAACAUAAAAUGUUGGUGCCUUGUGAGUAAAAACAAGCUAUGUUUGUAAAAACAUAACUGAAUUUCAUGUACUCAUUGUAAAAAAAAGUAGGAUUUAUCUUGUACUCCCAGUUAAGUUCAGUGGAUUAAAUACGGUAUAACAAUGUAUAUUCUGUUAAACAUACAUCAUCAAGUUAGAAAAAAAUCAGUAAAAAUAUUAAAAUGUCUAUUAUUACUUGAACUGAUAUUAUGCCUUGGUAUUAAAAAACUAAUUAUUUAAGA
Molecule: messenger RNA, 2605 nt
Organism: Monodelphis domestica (gray short-tailed opossum)
Lineage: Eukaryota; Metazoa; Chordata; Mammalia; Didelphimorphia; Didelphidae
Gene: SLC10A4
Product: solute carrier family 10 member 4
Biological process (GO): bile acid and bile salt transport
Cellular component (GO): membrane
Molecular function (GO): bile acid:sodium symporter activity
Source: RefSeq, a predicted model, not a curated record